AUGUCCGUGAAUUACGCACGCUUCAGCUACUACCUCUACGACGAGACCGUCGGCAAGUGCGUCCCUCGGGAAUUUUACGUACCUCUGCCGAAGGCCUCGGAGCAGAACUUCGGACCUGUCCCCGAGCACGAGGCCGGCAUGCCGUGGAAGAUGAAGGUGGCCCCCGAUGGCGCGCGCUACUGCGAAGAGCUCGACGCGUACGUGCCCGCCCAUCUCACCUACACCAUCCGCGGCAUCAAGCAGACCAAGGCACCCCUCAAGGACCGUAUGCGUUCGCGUCGCUUCUGGCGCGUGGACGGCAAGGACGCCGAGGUGGACCGGACCGUCUGCGCGAUCGGCCUCACGCACGGCAAGAUGACUCUUGUCUCGCUGAAGGAUGCGCAGAGCGACGAGGCCAUCAGGCAGGCGGGUGCGGCGCCGUUCGCGUCGUCUGGAAAGAGCGGAUGGGGGGCCGACGACGCUGGCUGCUGGUGA
This is a messenger RNA of Postia placenta MAD-698-R-SB12, 474 nucleotides long. RefSeq lists its product as hypothetical. The record is from RefSeq and is a predicted model, not a curated record. Bases 1 to 474 code for a protein of 157 amino acids. The transcript is spliced from 2 exons. Lineage: Eukaryota; Fungi; Basidiomycota; Agaricomycetes; Polyporales; Adustoporiaceae.